Messenger RNA from Pochonia chlamydosporia 170, 861 nucleotides. RefSeq names its product BCP1 protein. Gene Ontology annotation, cellular component: nucleus. The record is from RefSeq and is a predicted model, not a curated record. The coding region runs from base 1 to 861 and encodes 286 amino acids. NCBI's taxonomy places the organism in Eukaryota, Fungi, Ascomycota, Sordariomycetes, Hypocreales, Clavicipitaceae. The transcript is spliced from 2 exons.
AUGGGCAAGAAGAGAUCAAGAGAAGAGGGUAAAGAGGUCCCGCCCGCCGACGCUGGUGCGGACCGAAUGGAUGAGGAUAGCAACGACGAGGAGGACUUUGACAUGGUAGACGUCGAGUUUGAAUGGUUCAACUUUGACCCCGAAAUCGACUUCCACGGCAUCAAAGCCCUCCUGCGACAGCUCUUCGAUGUAGAUGCCAACGUAUUCAACAUGUCCGCGCUGGCCGACCUUGUCCUCUCCCAACCCACAAUCGGUUCGACCGUCAAAGUCGACGGGAAAGAAACCGACCCAUACGCCAUGCUCACUGCCCUCAACACACAUGUCCACCGCGAGACGGAGCCCAUGAAUGACAUUCUGAAAUACUUGGUCGAAAAGGCGCAAACAAACGACUCGCUAGCUGUGAUCCCCGAGCUCAUCAAUGCCGGCAAGCAUGUUGGAUUGGUAUUCUCCGAGCGUUUCAUCAACAUGCCGCCUGAAAUUGGACCGCCGCUGUACUCAAUGCUCAUCGACGAGGUCGAGGCAGCGGUGGAGGACAAGGAGCCAUACGAGUUUUCGCACUACCUGAUUCUAUCCAAGACAUACCAAGAAGUAGAGUCGACGCUGGACGUGGAGAAUCGCAAGAAGAAAAAGGCCAAGGAGGAGGCGUCUACCUUUUUCUUCCAUCCUGAGGACGAGGUGUUGCACAAGCAUGCUCUUGCAUACGGUAGCUAUUCGUACACCAAGGAGGAGGAUUCGGUGGCGGACAGCAAGCGAGCAUUCCAGGAGGCGGGCAUCAAACCCGCUGGACAUAUGAUUUUGAUUGAAGCGAGCAAGUUUCCGGGUGCAGUUAAGGCCAUCAAUGACUACUUGCGGCCGCAGUAA